Molecule: messenger RNA, 8439 nt
Organism: Acanthaster planci (crown-of-thorns starfish)
Lineage: Eukaryota; Metazoa; Echinodermata; Asteroidea; Valvatida; Acanthasteridae
Gene: btaf1
Product: B-TFIID TATA-box binding protein associated factor 1
Molecular function (GO): TBP-class protein binding; ATP binding; ATP hydrolysis activity
Source: RefSeq, a predicted model, not a curated record
GCUCAUCUAAUACCUGCUGAGGUUAGGUAUCCAGUUUAUUAUUAGCAGUCAGACCCCGGUCGCAAUAACCUUAUGGCAAAAAUCAAUCCAUUAGGGGGUCUGGGAAUUGGACCACCAUAAAUAUGCCGCUGUUGAAGGCCUCCAGAUUGUUAAGAGAAUUAUGUUGUAAAAUCAACGAAAUUCUCCAUACAUUCUCUCCACAUUAGACCGACUGUGUUGUAAUUAAGUUCCACUGGCUCUGACUUUGGAUUCAUGCUGUUGGUGAUUGAAGCUUCUUCAACCUCUUGUCUUGAGCUCAAUACAAGUCAUCAAAAACACUGGUUACAAUGACAACAAGAUUGGAUCGCCUGUUCCUUCUGUUGGAUACUGGGUCCACCCCAGUGACUCGCCAGGCGGCAGCACAGCAACUGGGGGAGGUGCAAAAGCUCCACCCACAUGAACUCCACAACCUCCUCGCAAAGAUUCACUUUUAUUUGAGGAGUUCCACCUGGGAAACGAGAAUAGCCGCUGGUCAAGCCAUAGAAGCAGUAGCUAAGCAUGUGCCUCACUGGGCACCAAUCAAGAAGAUCAAAGAAGAGGGUUCAGUUGGGAGCAGCGGACCACGCAUUGCCACACCUGUCCACCAAGAGCGGGAGGCCGACCAGCUCAAGUUUGACAAAUUUGACGUGAACCGGGUCCUGAGACAUGGUUCGUCGCUGCUUGGCUCGGCAGGAACUGAGUAUGAGCUGGACCUGGAAGAGACAGGUCUGGACCCCAAGGAGAGGCUCAUCAAGCAGAGACGACUGCUACAGAAGCGGCUGGGUCUUGAUGUGGGUGGAGUCCUAGGCAUGGACUCGGAGGAGUUGUUUAACGAUGAAGACCUGCUUAUCAAGAAGGAGGCAACUGCCAAGGCAGACAGUAACACACUCAAACUUCCAACCUCGGCUGCAGAUAUUGUGGCCCAGGAGAUGGCUCAGAUGGGUGCUGGCCUGAGCUCACGGGAGAAGAACCGGGCCAAGCGCAAGGCCAAACAACUGCUUAAGCAACGAUCCAAGGAGAACACUGAUGCUACAUGUAUGGGCUCCGGUUUGGAGAAUAUGGCUGAUGAACCAGUCGGUAAGAAGGCCAAGAUUGUCAAGGUUUCCAGCCAGUCGUCAUUCUCAGAUAAACCACAGUCAGAUCAACCUGCAGACAGCAACAUUUUCUAUGAGGAGCCUGGUGAGUGGCCCUUUGCCUCCUUCUGUGAGCAGCUGAGCACCGACCUCUUCCACCAGUCUUGGGAGGUGCGGCAUGGAGCGGCUACUGGCAUCAGGGAAGUUGUCAAGGUGCAUGGCCAGAGUGCUGGCAAGUCAGUUGACCAGCCCCUGGACCAGCAAGAGAGUUUGAAUCAGAUGUGGAUGGAAGACAUGGCACUCCGAUUACUGUGUGUGUUGACUUUGGACCGUUUUGGAGACUUUGUCUCAGAUGAGGUUGUGGCCCCAGUUAGAGAAACCUGUGCCCAAGCCCUAGGGGUUGUAUUGCACCAUAUGACCACCGCUGGUGUGCACGGUGUGCUGGGGGUCCUCUUGCAGCUCCUGUCCCAGGAGCAAUGGGAGGUCAGACACGGUGGUCUACUUGGGAUGAAAUACCUUCUGGCUGUCAGAAAGGAGAUGACCGAUGAGCUGCUACCAGCUGUCUUACCGUCCAUCGUGCACGGCCUGCAGGACGAAGAUGAUGAUGUGAGAGCAGUGGCAGCAGCUUCACUCAACCCAGUGGCUGGCGCUUUGAUCAGAGUGUGUCAUGCACAGGUUCCCACUAUCCUGAGCACCCUCUGGGACACCCUGCUGGAGCUGGACGACCUGACAGCCUCCACUAACAGCAUCAUGACCCUCCUGGCAUCCUUGCACUCCUACCCUGCAGCCCUGGUCUGCCACGGCCAGAGCACCACUACCCUGAUGCCCAGACUUUGGCCUUUCCUGCGGCACAAUAUAACAUCAGUCAGGAGAGCCGUGCUGGAGACGCUGUGUACAUUGCUGCUGGCAGACCAUCAACAGGUUCCAACAGAUGUGUGGCUUCCGCCAGUACUGCAGGACGCGUUGAGACACAUCUUUCAGCGUUGUAUCUUGGAGUCCAACCCUGACAUAUUGGCUCUCAUUGAUAAGGUGUGGGAUGCCUUGUUGGAAAAGUCCCCGCUAGACAUGCUAGUGACAGCAUCGUGUCCUUACAUCAGCGCGUGGAUGUGCCUCGCUAUGCAGCCUUCCAGGGUUCCCAUUGAUGUGAACAUGCUGAUUGAGGCUAAGCACAAAGUCAAGGAAUCUAAAGGUCUAAGCAAGAGCUGGAAGAGCCAACAGACCGUCAAGGAGGACGACAGAAAGUACAUUGGAGGGGACACUUCACUCAGUGCCUCAGUGACUGAGAGGGAGUCUGUAGUCCUCCAAGCUAGAAUAAGGGCUGCAAGGUUACUUGGUCGCGUUGCUCCGUACAUCACCAGCCAUAGGCUGUCUGCUGAGUUCAACGCCUGUGAGUCCCUUGCACAGAUUCUCAUCUUUCACCUCAAAAGCAAGUCGGCCAUACAGAGGAUGGUGAUUGGCCUUAUCAUUGAGGAAUGGGCACAGACAAGAAAGGAAUUCCAGUGUCCAGGAGCUGUCAAGGCUAAACUUCUAGAAAUCCUGUCCUGCACCAUGUACUUCGAUGAGGUGUCAGUGCCUUUUAUGAAAAUGCAGUCAGAAUGCAAGAUGCUUAUAAGUGCAUGGUGUGAUGUAAGAAAAGAUGUCCAGCCAGUCCAGUUUCCCAGUGCUUUUACUGUGGAGCAGGCAAACGCUCUGUCGGAGUCCAUCCAGGGCCAGUUGUCUCAAGCAGGUUUGCCGGCUAGGACUAGUCAAGACAUACAGCAGAGAUGCAAACACAUCCAGGGAAGCAUUGAGGAGAUUAAUACAGAGCAGCAGAUACUUAGUACAAGGACACAGGCAUGCCUGGCCUCAGCUGUGAUAGCCUCGAAGUCCCUGCCGGAGAAGCUCAACCCGAUCAUCAAGCCCCUGAUGGACAGCAUAAAAAAGGAGCAGAUAACAAUCAUGCAGAGCCAUGCUGCCAACAGCUUGGCCAGCUUGCUGGAGCAGUGCACCAGCCGCAACCCCUGCCCCUCCCCCAAGAUCAUCAAAAACCUAUGCAGCAGUCUCUGCAGCGACCCCAACGUCACCCCCAACGCAGCUCAGCCAUUGGGUUCGCUGGACCUGACAAGACCACCUGUUUUCAGCAAAGCGUCUGUUGCUGGGUGUGCUGCUGGGUCCAGACCAUCAUCCCCACUCCCUGGAGCUGUCACUACUGUGCAGUGCGACAAGAGGGUUGGGAUACUCACUUUAGCAAAACAACAACAGAUAGCAGCCAUUACCGCAGCCAGCCGGCGGGCCGCCUACGCCCGAUCCCGCAGCAAAGAAUCCAGCAGCUUCUCAGAGACGGGCCUCUUCCUGGACCCCUCCAUUCUCACCGAGGGGAGCAGCCCCCAGAGCCAGCUUCAGCACCGAGGGGCCAAGUCUGCCCUGACUACCAUCGCUCGGCGAUUUGGGAUGGAUCUCAUCACCGGGGCGGGCAAGCUGUGGGAGCUAAUGACUGCUCCUUUGCUAGAACACCUUCAGCCAUCCAAGUUUGAUGCCAUCUUGCUGGAGGACAAGGAUGACCUAGCCCAAGAGCUAAUCAAUAGCCUACAAGUGUUUGAGGUACUAUGCCCAGCAGUGCAUCCAAACCUACACCCAAAGCUGACAGGCCUUCUUCCCAACCUGAUCCAGUGUCUGCAGCACCCUUACACCGCCGUCCGGCAUGUGGCAGCCAGCAGCCUGGGGGCACUGGGCCAGGUGGCCACGGCCGAGACCAUGAAUCGUGUCCUGGCAGAUGUGCUGCCUCUCCUGGGGGUGGCAGACAGCGCCACCCGGCGGGAGGGGUCCGUGGAGGCCAUGAUGUGUCUCAUCGAGCGGUUGGGCAUGGGUGUGGUUCCCUACAUUGUACUGCUGGUGGUGCCCCUGCUGGGGCGAAUGAGCGACCAGGUGGAAAGCGUGCGACUGACGGCUACGCACUGCUUCGCGACGCUGAUAAGGCUCAUGCCACUGGAGGCUGGGAUCCCAGACCCACCAGCGAUGGCAGUGUCCUUGGUCAAGCAGAAAGCUAGGGAACGGCGUUUCUUAGAACAACUCCUUGACAGUAAAAAGCUGGAUAGCUACGAAGUGCCGGUCACCAUCAAAGCUGAACUCAGGAAAUACCAACAGGAUGGUGUGAACUGGCUGGCAUUUCUCAACAAGUACAAGUUGCAUGGGAUUCUGUGUGAUGACAUGGGUCUGGGGAAAACGCUGCAGUCCAUCUGCAUCAUGGCUGGAGACCACUACCUCAGAGAAAGAGCACAUAAAAAAACGCAGCAUGCAGAUGCUGCCCCUCUGUCCUCCAUUGUCAUCUGUCCACCAACCCUCACAGGGCACUGGGUCUUUGAAAUUGAGAAAUUCUGCUCACGAGAGUACCUCCAUCCCCUGCACUACACUGGCCCGCCCACUGAACGACAAACGUUACGCAGUAGGGUUAAGAAGCACAACUUGGUUGUGGUGUCUUAUGACAUUGUCCGGAACGACAUCGACUUCUUUAAGACAAUUCAGUGGAAUUACUGCAUACUUGACGAGGGUCACAUCAUCAAGAAUGGCAAAACCAAGCUAGCCAAGGCCAUCAAGCAGUUGAGUGCAGCACAUCGACUCAUUCUGUCAGGCACACCUAUUCAGAACAAUGUGCUAGAGCUGUGGUCUCUGUUUGACUUCCUGAUGCCGGGCUACCUGGGAACGGAGAAACAGUUCACGGCCAGAUACGCCAAGCCGAUCAUUCAGAGCCGAGAUGCCAAGAGCUCAUCCAAGGAGCAAGAAUCUGGUGCCUUGGCCAUGGAGUCUCUACACAGACAGGUCCUUCCGUUCCUGCUCAGACGUCUCAAGGAGGAUGUGCUUGACGAUCUACCUCCCAAGAUCAUUCAGGACUAUUACUGUGAGCUCAGUGCUCUCCAGGUGCAACUGUAUGAGGACUUUGCCAAGUCUCGAGCUAAGAAGGGUGUGGAGGCAAGCAUUGACAGCCCAGAGGAGGGGGAGAGCCAGGCCAAACCCUUGGCACCAGCUACAAGUCACAUAUUCCAGGCACUUCAGUACUUGCGCAAGGUGUGUAAUCAUCCGUUACUUGUCCUGAACAAAAAACACCCUCAGUAUGACAACAUCACCGCCCAACUUAGCGCUCAGAACACCUCCCUGCAUGAUAUCGCACACGCACCCAAGCUGACUGCACUCAAGCAGUUGCUCCAGGACUGUGGCAUCGGCGUGGAGGUCAUGGUUAGCGAACAGGAAGGAUUGACAGAAGCCGUCGUGGGCCAGCAUAGGGUGCUGCUUUUCUGCCAGCUCAAGAGCAUGCUGGAUAUUGUGGAGAAAGACUUACUCAGGAAACACCUUCCGAAUGUGACCUACCUCAGGCUGGAUGGCAGCGUGCCUGCUGGCCAAAGGCAUGACAUUGUCCAUAGAUUCAACAACGAUCCUUCCAUUGACAUCUUACUGCUGACUACACAUGUUGGAGGCCUGGGGCUUAAUCUGACAGGAGCCGAUACUGUUAUAUUUGUGGAACAUGACUGGAACCCCACCAGGGACUUGCAGGCGAUGGACAGGGCCCACCGCAUUGGUCAGAAGAGAGUGGUCAACGUGUACCGCCUCAUUACCAGAGGAACCUUGGAGGAGAAAAUCAUGGGACUUCAGAAGUUCAAGAUGAACAUUGCCAACACCGUCAUCACCCAGGAUAACUCCAGUCUGCAGUCCAUGGGCACUGAUCAGCUCUUGGACUUGUUUUCCCUGGACCAGAAGCGGCCGGGAGGUUUUGAGGAAUCUAAGCAGGAGGCCUCGUCAUCAUUUGCAGGGAGCAAGGCCAAACAGACAGCCAGCAGUGUGCUGCAAGGACUGAGUGAACUAUGGGACGAGAAACAGUAUGAGACAGAGUACAACCUGGACAGCUUCAUGCAGUCGUUGUCCAGUUGAUACCAUGUGUCCACGUGAUGUAUCGUCUUAUUGACUUGUAUCAGCUUUGUGCCCAACCUGGUGAGGGGGCAAGCUCUUGUGAAAGCCCAGCUACAGGGGAAGGGCACCAACCCUCCUCUGGUUCAACGUGCACUGUUCAUCCUGCAGUUCUCCCACCAGCCUAGUCAAAGUGUGCUUGUGUCAGCUCAGCCAGUCGUUUUCAUAAAAGGUUUCAAUCAGACAAACAAAAUUGUGGUUAGGUCACCUAUUAUUCUGCCCUGAGCAUUCGGUGCAUGUAAUUGCUUGUGCAUCAGUUUUGACCUGAUUGACCCAUGAAACAAAAUCAGUGCAAUGAGAAGUUUGAGGAAAGACCAAUAGCAUGAAAGUACCUUUAAAUGGGGCCCAUGGGUACCAGCAAACAUUUGUUCACAUAUGAAGAACGUGAAAAAAAUGUGAGAGCAAGGGUUAAGCUUGACAGUGACACUAGCCCUCUUGUGUCUGAAUCAUGCUUGGCUGUGGCUGGUUGUACACACACUUAGCUCUGGGAGAUGGCCGCAGCCACUAUCCACUGGCUGCCACGAACAUGCAUGCAAUUUGCAACCAUUACCAAAUAAUAACAACAUAGCCUCCCACUCAAUGUAGAGUCUAAACAUGGCCAGUACAUCGUUGUCCACAUGACCUCAGAUGGAAAGUAUCUAAUUUGAAAAUCAAACACAGGCACCCAUGCCUUGUCAGAAUUCCUUAGUUUUUGAGAAGUCAGGAAAAAUGGAGUGGAAACAGUGCAUUAUAGCCACUCUUUUGAUUUGCUUAUGUAUGGCGCUCAACACAGGUUUCUCUCGCUAGUUACUCAUGAAUAUAGCCAAAGUUUGCAUAUAGGCUGCAUCCGAAUCUCUUGUAUAGAGCUAGGUCUAGGUCUUUGCUCCAUUGGAAAUGCAUGGAGACGUGCAGACAAUAGACCUAGCCGUAGCUCUGGAAUCCCGUUUCGGACACGGCCAUAAUCUCCACUUCAGUAACAAUAACAACUGGCAGCUGGCACCCUGAUACAAGAUGGUUUACACACCCUAGUCACCAUGAAUACAUGCACAUCCUUGCUAAUCAGACUUCAGGAAAGGCAUCAUUCUCAAGGUGCAAAGUAAUCAUAAAAAGUCCAGAUGCUUGGGCACUCUGUCUGUCCUGAACUCAUAGAUACUUCUGAUACCAGGUCAGGUUUCCAGUCUUAUAGAUAUUUGAUUUAACGUAAUCCAUGCCGCCCUCUCUUGGCACAUAUUUUCAGUCUUUAAGUAAUUUGAAGUCCCACCUACUUGUAGAUUCAAUGUUACUUGUACUUCUUGAUAGUAUUUGCCGCAUGUACAUUGAUUUACCAUAUAUCAGAAGUGGCUUAAUGAAAAGAUCUUUCUCCCUUUUAGAGUAUUACCAGGAUGACCAAGUUCAAGCCCCUGUCGUUGAUUGUAUGGUACCAUUUCAUGAUUCACUGAAAUAUUUAUUUGCAAAAUGGUAACCAACCAACAGCUUUCAGACGGUUGUUUUAAUUUCCCAGAUUUCACUUCUCUCCUUUUCAGAUUGAGCAUUGGAUUUAAAGAUUUUUAUAGUGGAACUAGUGUGAACUUAAAUGUUCUUUGGCAGAUAUUUGAGUUAGUGACAAAAAUGUUACUGUUGAAAAAGAAAUUGCAGAGAAAUGGAUUUUCUUCUUGAGACAUUAGCAAAUGAUACGGUGAAUGGAUCAUCAAUAACUUAAUUUUUGACAGGUAUGUAACUGAAUUAAUCACUUUGAAACUGUUCAAAAAUAAAGGUAACAUUGUGUAGUCAUUUUUGGAGUUGUUGUUCAAAUGUAUAGGUUUUGUAUAAAAGAUUUAUAUUACAGUCAAAUUUGAAAAGUCUACAAUAGCAUUUGUUUUGUUACAAAUGAAAAAGACAAGUUCAAUAACCCUGUGUUCAGCACCAUUAUAAUCAGUUGUAGUCAGUUGCUAGAUUGGUUAUCUAGUUUGUAGGUGCUUUGGUUAGUCUGUUGGUCGCUUUGUCAUACUGGUGAGUUGAUCAUGCCAGUCGAUAUGGGCAAUAUUUGUGUCACCAAUGGUGAAACAAGUUGGUCAGUCAGUAAGUCGGUCAGUAGGAUUAUACAAUAUCCCAUCUCAAAAAGGUGAAACAGUUUGGUCAGUCAGUAAGUCGGUCAGUUGGAUCAUACAAUAUCCCAUCUUAAUCAGCACUUUCAUGGUUGUUACAUUUGUGUGAACUGGCUUUAUGGCUGGCUUGUUUGAGGUAACUGACUCCAGACUGUGCAAAUUGUCUUUUUUUUCCUGUUUUUCAAAUUAUGCAGUUAAUGCACUUGUCGGAGCAGUGAAAGUUUUGUGAAUGGGGGUGAUUCAAAAGUGAAAAUGGACGGCAAAAUUUUUACAUGUAUUUUGAAAGAAAAGAGCCCGGGGCACAUUUCUUCACUGGCGUCUUCACUAAACUCUGCUGUAGUUAUCCAGUA